Molecule: messenger RNA, 3012 nt
Organism: Boeremia exigua
Lineage: Eukaryota; Fungi; Ascomycota; Dothideomycetes; Pleosporales; Didymellaceae
Product: glycosyl hydrolase family 47-domain-containing protein
Exons: 2
Coding region: 1-3012 (1003 amino acids)
Biological process (GO): N-glycan processing; carbohydrate metabolic process
Cellular component (GO): endoplasmic reticulum; Golgi membrane
Molecular function (GO): calcium ion binding; mannosyl-oligosaccharide 1,2-alpha-mannosidase activity
Source: RefSeq, a predicted model, not a curated record
AUGUUUCGUAUGAGGAGAUACCGCGUAUUCCUCGCCUUCGCAGUCAUCACGGUACUCGCAAUAUACAAAUUUGGGACGUCAGGAGCAACGUGGCGGGAAGCGGCAUCGAAUGCUGCAGGACACCUGGAGGACGCCGCUGAAGACGCGGUCCAGUUCAUUCACAAGCCCAACAUCGUUGCGCACGAGACGAAGAAGCUCCAGGUCGAUGUGCCAGCUGCGACAAGGAAUGUGCCCCUCCAGACACCGCCGCCGCCGCCAGCUGCGCCUGUCAACUCUCCUGCUAGUGCGAAGUCGUCCGCUGCACCCGCGUCGAGCUCCGCUAUUAAGCCUAAACUGCCGCAGGAGCACCUCCCUACUGUUCCUACGCCUGCGCCUGGAUGGGCCGGUCGCCCUGGAAGUGGCGCCGUGUUGGACGAGUCGACCAUUGAGCAGGUGCACUGGUCGAAGCUGCCCGAGAAUUUCCCUGUGCCCCCACAGUCGAUGAUAAAGCUUCCAGCUGGCCAGUCGAAACCAAUUAAGAAGAUUCAAUACGAUUUCAAGCCUGAAACACCAGAAGCGAAAGCCGCACGUACUGCAAAGCUGGAUACGAUCAGGAACGUCUUCAAGCGGUCGUGGGAUGGAUACCGUGAGCUUGCCUGGGAGCACGACGAGCUCAAGCCUGUGUCUGGCGAGUUCAAAGAUCCCUUUGCUGGCUGGCGUGCGACUUUGGUAGAUGCGUUGGAUACACUAUGGAUUAUGGGCCUGAAGGAGGAGUUUGUCGAUGCUGUCAAGGCUGUUGCGACACUCGACUUUACAACGACUUCACGCGCCGACAUUCCGUUGUUCGAGACCACGAUUCGAUACUUGGGCGGGUUGUUGGCAGCCUACGACGUGAGUGGAAAGCAGCACAAGGUCCUCUUGGACAAGGCGGUCGAGCUUGCGGAGGUCCUCUAUAGCGCUUUCGACACGCCAAACCGCAUGCCAGAGACAUACUACUACUGGAGGUCGCAAUUCGCGUCCAAUGCCCAUCGUGCAAGCACUCGUGUUGUUUUGGCUGAGAUUGGAUCGCUCUCAAUGGAGUUCACAAGGCUGGCGCAGCUUACUGGGGAGGACAAGUACUACGAUGCGAUUGCUCGCAUCACCGACCACCUGGAAGAAUUCCAGAAAACUUCAAGACUUCCAGGUAUGUGGCCGACAUACCUCGAUGCUUCGGGCUGUAAAAUGGUGGCCAUCGAUGUGCCCGUACAGGCGCCGAUCCCUCCCAGCAUUCCCCAAGAGGACCCUCUCGCGCCGGGUAAUUUGGAAGAAACUCCUACACCAACGCCAACCGAGCAACUUUCUCCAGGUGGAAAGAAGAUGGUUCCACUCGACCUGCCUGAUCCAAUUGUCCUUACGCCUAAUGGUGUAAAUCCGACCUGGGUGCCGCCUAACGGGGGGUUGGAAGACCCGAUGCUUGCCGCACUGGGUGACCCCGCCAAGAUGUCUGCUCUGCCACCGCUUGAACGGCGCUCGGAUGAUGUCGAGAAAUGGACGCCUCCAAAGAAGCCGACUGACCUAGAGGCGGAUCUGCUGGCACUCCAGAAAGGGAACAUGGACAGGAUCAAGUUCGAUGCAGCCUCUUCGACUGGCCUAGCCAAUCCUGCGUUUGCGGCCCCUACUUGCGUCCCACAAGGAUUCGCAUCGUCUUCAGAUUAUGGCAGCGAAGAGUAUACCUUGGGUGGUAUGUCCGACUCCACAUAUGAGUACCUUCCAAAACAGUGGCUGCUUCUUGGCGGUCAAGUUGCAAAGUACCGGACAAUGUACAAGUGGUCCAUGGACGUGGUCAAAAAGCAUUUGUUGUUCCGUCCUAUGCUUCCUCAGGAGAACGAUGUUCUCUACUCGGGCAAGUUCAUCGUUGUGUCUCCAAAAGACGCACCAUUCGAUGCUAACCUUGAACCUGAAAAUGCCCACCUGACAUGCUUUGCUGGCGGCAUGUUUGGCAUGGGUGCGAAGAUCUUUGACCGGCCCGAAGAUCUCGAGAUUGCGAAAAAGCUGACAGAAGGAUGUGUCUACGCUUAUGACAUGACAGCGACUGGCAUCAUGCCCGAGGGAUAUAUUGGUGUUCCUUGCGAGAGUCAGACCGAGUGCGCCUGGAACGAGACACUGUAUCACGAGCUCAUCGAUCCGCGCGCGGACUGGCGUAUCCAGAAUCACCAAGAGCAACUUCAGCAAUACCAAAUCCAACUCGCCUCCGCUGAGUCAUGGUACGCAGAAGCAAUGGCAUCAUUUACCGCGGCUCCAGUUCCCAUUGCGAAUCCUCAGGUUGCAGCGCAAGCCACGCCAACACCCUCUUACGUCUUCGCAGACACCCUCGAUCGCCGACAAAUCAUCGAUCUCCUUGACGACGCAACCCACGUCAACAUCGAGGACACUCCAGGCAUUCCAGCCAAAGCCGCAAAUCCUUCGCCUCCAGCUGCGGUCCGACCCCUCGCUGUUCCUCACACACCCCAUCAGGACCAUGAUUCCGUUAUGGGUGGCGAGUCAGAAGAAGGCGAGGGUCCCCCCACGAAAGUCCAGCCAGACCUCAACAUCCCCGAGCUAGGUGUCUCAGCUCUGCCAUCGCGUACAGCACCAGUAUUCCCGUAUCUGUACAGCCCGAUGCCGGUGCUGAGCCACAGAGAGCACGUCCAACACCGUAUCAAAGAAGAACGCCUGCCUGAGGGCGUUGUAAGUAUCGUGGCGCGAAACUAUAUCCUCCGCCCCGAGGCCAUCGAGAGCGUGUGGUACAUGUACCGCAUCACAGGCGACGACCACUGGCGCGCAGUCGGAUGGCGUAUGUUCCAGAACAUCAUCAAGCACACCACUGCGCAGCACGGCAACUCGGCCAUCGACGACGUAACGAAAACUGCGCCUGAUCUGAACGACAGCAUGGAGAGCUUCUGGCUCGCCGAGACGCUGAAGUAUUUCUACUUGCUGUUUGCGGACGAGUCGCUUAUCAGUCUGGAUGAGUGGGUGUUGAAUACCGAGGCACAUCCUUUUAGACGGCCGACGUAA